AUGAACAGAGAACAAUGCGGUGACGCCAACAAGAAGGUGUCUCCUUCCAAACCGAACCGCAGGAGCAAUUCUCCGAGGAAUGCUAACAUGCAUGAGGGUAAUAGUGAUGCAGGGGAUGGGAUUCAGAGGAAAGGCUCUGAACGGAAAGAAAAGAAGGAGAGGGAGGGAAUAGAGCCUCGUUCACCACGUCCUUACGUUAGGGAAAAGGACUUUACCGAUCUUGUCUACAUGCCGCGUACAAUUACGGCUCUUUUUGUUUUCAUAGUAUUUGUUCUUCUUAUGAUACGUUAUUACUACCUUCCCCAAAUGGGUGUGGUGGCUAAUGUGAAACUUGGAUUGGCAGCUUCAGCAUUUUCUUUUAUUGUUUUUGGGGUUAUUCAUUUGCCGGACUCGUUGCUAGUGCGACCACAUCCAUUUGUGUGGCGUGCUGUAUUGGCCAGCGGUGUGCUAUAUGUUGCACUGUUGUCAUUUUUGUUGUUUCAAAAUUUAGAGACGGUACGUGCCAUUAUGGGUCUUUACGACCCUGCGUUGCUUGAGGCAUUACCUGAGCGUCAAUAUGCGGAGGACUGUCGUAUUUCCACUUCAAGUGAUCCGUAUUUAUUUAUUCGCACUGCAUGUGAUGUUUUUAUUCUUGCUCAUUUUAUUGGUUACUUUGUAAAAACACUUAUUUUACGGGAUUGGCGCUUUGCAACAUGUGUAUCCAUUACAUUUGAGAUCAUUGAGAUUACACUCCAGCAUGCCCUUCCAAACUUUAAGGAGUGUUGGUGGGACCAUCUGUUGUUAGAUGUGCUCCUGUGCAAUGGCGGUGGGACGUUACUUGGGAUGUUUGCUUUGCGGAGGCUCCGGGCAAAGAAGUAUCACUGGGUUGCUUUACGGAACAUUAAAGGAUACAAGGGGAAAACGCGACGUAUUCUUGGACAGCUUGGCCCACGCAGCUUUGAAUCCUAUGAAUGGAAUGUGUUUCAUGACCCAAAGCGUUUCAUGCAGUUUCUCACGUUGUUGUUAUUAAUAUCUCUGGCGGAGGCAAACUGUUUUACAAUAAAACAUAUUUUGCAAAUGCGUCCAAACUACCAUCUUGUCAUUUUGCGUCUUGCGCUUUGGGGUCUUAUUGCCAUGCCGGCCAUACGCGAAAUUUACACGUACAUUAACUCGAAUAAUUCGAAGACGACAAGGCUGGGCACAACGGCGUGGGUGGCGAUAUCGGCACUUCUUCUGGAGACCAUUUGGAUUGCCAAGUUGUCGAUAGAGGGAGGCUACUUUCAAGAGCCCAUGCCGGUUUAUAUUGCGGUCCCUUGGAUGUGUGCCCUCUUUCUUUUUUUUGUAUGGUUUGUAUUGUUUUUUUGUGUGGUUUCCCUUCGACAGCGGCAGGAGCGGCGUGGGGUGUGGUAUGCUUUAUCAAAUCUUUUCUUUUACACCGGCUGUGGCUGCGUUGUGGCGGUGGUCAUGAUGGGGAUGCCGGACCUGCAGCUUGGAAGAAAACGCUUUGAACGAUUCAUGGCACCAUACGAACAUCGGGUGUUGUUUUGGCGGGAAUAG
Molecule: messenger RNA, 1536 nt
Organism: Trypanosoma cruzi
Lineage: Eukaryota; Euglenozoa; Kinetoplastea; Trypanosomatida; Trypanosomatidae
Product: phosphatidyl serine synthase, putative
Exons: 1
Coding region: 1-1536 (511 amino acids)
Biological process (GO): phosphatidylserine biosynthetic process
Molecular function (GO): L-serine-phosphatidylethanolamine phosphatidyltransferase activity
Source: RefSeq, a predicted model, not a curated record